CAGACACUACAGGGGAUGAGGGUUGACUAGGCCGCAGCAAGUUUGGCCACUGCCAAGAAGGUUUUCUGGGACCCGACCCGCUCCGCGACUCUUCCGACUUCCCCCAACUCACCAGCUUUUCCUGCCCCCUCCGGCGCUUGGCAUCGACGGGGACAUUUUCUCUUGGACUCCCUUCAAACAUUCCUUUUCUAGACGUUACUCCUGGAAGUAGAGGAGCAGAUGGCAACUGAGGCUACAGAGGAACCAGGCCACCAAAACUUGGGGCAACCUGACCAGCUGAAGGGUGCUCCUCUUCUGAAUGUGCACACUCCUUAUAUCCCUUUAAGGAUACCCCGAAAUCUUCCACUUGGCAUGGCCAUUGCCAAUCCAGUGUUUGUGAGCUCCCAGGGGCCUAAGGGGGACAAUUCCCUCAUUCAGACCCCCUUAAGUUGUCAUUACAUUCCUCCACUUCAGCUGAAGGAUCUGUUCUCCAAAGACUUAGAUAAAUUCUCCAAGGAGGACCACCCGCAUCAGAAGCUGAGGGAGGGGGCAUUUCAACCCUCAUGUCUUCCACACUCCACUUCGCAAGCCCCCCACUGGCCCUUAACUCACCAAGCGGGAGGACAUCAGCGACCAAUAGCCCCAGACGACCGAGCUGGCUCUGAGACGUCACGGCCCGCUUCUAAACUAGCUGAAUGGAUGGCUCGAGAGAAUGGUUUCCGUCUAUCUGGGCCGUCCUCUUCCAACUUAAAAUUCCCCUGGCAACGGGUCAUCUCUAGAUGUGAAGCAGGGGUGGGAGAGGGAACAAGAGAGGGAAGUCCGAGAAGCAGGAGCUCGACGCAGGAUACUGGUUUCCCUUUACGCCCUUGGCAUCCUGUGCAAACAUGGCCGCAACUACCUUUCUUUUCCUCAUACCCACUCCCUCCUCCCUCCUGGACUCCCACUCAAUGCUCCCCUCCUACCCCCACAUCGCCAGUCAGCUCCUUCCCCUAUGGUCCGAUGCCUCUUUCCAGUCACUUCUCCAAUUCUUCCUGUCCUCAAAUGCCUUUCUCUGCUUCUUUUCCCCUUCCUCAGCUGCCCUUCCCUUCCCCGGAUCCAGAGGUGACAAAAACAACAACGUAUAAGGAGGGGAUGGAGUGAUUCAAAACAGAAUGCAAGUUCUUUUAGCAUUUAGAAAGAUAAGAUAGUAGACCUGUAGGAUACCUAAGCCAU
This is a messenger RNA of Tachyglossus aculeatus (Australian echidna), 1191 nucleotides long. RefSeq lists its product as uncharacterized. The transcript has 2 exons. NCBI's taxonomy places the organism in Eukaryota, Metazoa, Chordata, Mammalia, Monotremata, Tachyglossidae. The coding region runs from base 220 to 1119 and encodes 299 amino acids. The record is from RefSeq and is a predicted model, not a curated record.